AUGACUCGAUCAACCAAGCCCGCAAGUAUCCAAUGCCUGCUCUCUGAGACCUCUUCUAUUCACCUCAGAGAGGACCGGAGAUCCCAUGUUGCUAAUACUGGUAUAGAAGGGGCCCGAGAAGAAGACUACCAUAAGAAACCUCGAUCAACAGAUUCUCCGCCAACCAAUAUACGGACGACACUUCAGAACACCAAGGCAACCCCCAAGAAAGGGGUGAGGAAGCGCAAGGCUUCUGAAAUGACCGACGAGGCUGACCCGGCCGCCCCCCCGCUUCUUGUUGCCUCAGUCCCCUCGACUGAGGCCCCCUCCAGCUGCGACCCCGACGUCCCCUCACCCCACCACCUCGAAGACGAGUACCUACUCAACCCAACGACAUCAUACUGCUUCAGCGGGUUGUUCUUGACUCUGGAUACGGACUUGUGGUAA
Messenger RNA from Fusarium fujikuroi IMI 58289, 426 nucleotides. RefSeq lists its product as uncharacterized. NCBI's taxonomy places the organism in Eukaryota, Fungi, Ascomycota, Sordariomycetes, Hypocreales, Nectriaceae. The record is from RefSeq and is a predicted model, not a curated record. The coding region runs from base 1 to 426 and encodes 141 amino acids. The transcript is spliced from 4 exons.